Penicillium lagena is the source of this 1101-nucleotide messenger RNA. RefSeq lists its product as uncharacterized. The coding region runs from base 1 to 1101 and encodes 366 amino acids. NCBI's taxonomy places the organism in Eukaryota, Fungi, Ascomycota, Eurotiomycetes, Eurotiales, Aspergillaceae. The transcript has a single exon. The record is from RefSeq and is a predicted model, not a curated record.
AUGGCUGAGCCAAAUCUCUCCCCGGCAACCUUCGUCUCAUACGAAGAGCAAAAUCAGUGUCCUCUAUUUUCAACGCUCCCUGCAGAGAUCCGCUAUGAUAUCUUCGCCUACGCCCUGACAGCUGCCCCCGAUAACACCCAGCCAAUUGACCAAGAGGGCUAUUGCACUCGGCCGGGGUACGAGACUCGACACCGAACAUGGACUGAACUGCUUCGAACUUGCAAAAGAAUUUACAUGGAGGCAUGGUUCAUGCCUUUCCUCUGCUCGGAACAUGCGUUCUUCAUGGCGAGUCGCGACCGUUCACAAAGCCGAGUUAUCACAGCCGGGGAAAUGCAGCAGUGGCUUGACCUGAUUCAUCAACGGCAUGGCGAAGUGCAGGGUGGACGUAUUCGCAUCUUCGCUCAACUAUGGUGCCUUGAACAAUCUCGCUUCCAGGGAAUUUUCAAAAUGCAUAAUUUCAACCCUAAGACCGUCACUAUCACCAUCCGAUAUACCGAUACCUGGUUCUGGGAAAAUAAUGAGCCUUUGCGUAUAGCCGGAGCAUGGAACCGAGACUUGAUCUUACCGGCGAGCGUGAGGAACUUCAAUAUGGAGAUCGAAAGCAUUGAGCACCGUAAAGCAGAGGUGGACUAUAUUGCGAAUGAGGCAGCAGAGAAAUGGUAUUUCAAGCGAGCAGAUGAUUGUCUGAUGGUUGCAAACAAAUCCACCGUCUCUGUCUCUCGAUGGACAGGCUCUUCCGUGUUGGGAAAGCAGCGCUGGAUUCGGGACGAGGUCCGGCCUGGCCAGAUCGACUACUAUGUUGCGACGGUGAGUUGGCGACCGAGCCGAGAAGCCAUAGACACUUGUUGGGGACCCAACCCGAAACUGCAGGUAAAUUGGCAGACUCCUCCGCUGCGGAACUUGGGUGAGGAGAGUCUCCCAGUUUAUGAUUUGCAAAAAAUCAAUAUAUCUCUCGAUACCCCUGCCGAGGAAGCGAUUGCACUGUGGGAGGCUCAAUACGUGACCAGUGAUCAAGAUUCCAGUGAAGGAGAGAUUGUUGAGGAGAGUGGUAAUGAGCAGAGUGAGGACCCUAGUGAUGAGGAUUGGGAUGAAAGUGAUUAG